GCAGUUGAUCCAAGUAAUCUUUUUCCGAAGAACAUUUUGCCUUGGGUAUAAAUUAAAACUAUUGAGGUAUACAAUGUAUGGAAAUGAAAACGUUGAUCCAUCGACCACUUUUUCCAAUAUCAAAUUUCGCCAUAGAUGGUUAAGCAGUUAAUAGAUAAACUGGUUGGUGGAAAAAAGUGUAUAAUAGAAAAAAUGGUUCUAGGUAAAGCAUGCAAUUUGAUAAAAGUGGUGUCAAUUGUUAUCCCAUUAUUAUAGUAUGAGUUUUUGUUGCGGUGUUAUGUGAUAUUCAUCAAUUAAUAUUUAAUAAUAUAAAACAAAUAUGAAAACUAUAUUAAACUUUUUAUUACAAGAGUACAUUUAUUUUCUGUGGGAUGUGCUUAUUCUUCGUUUUAAUAAGUUUCAAGAUUACGUACUCUCAUUUAAAAAACGCCCAAAUAUAAGUUGUUCUUCGAACAGAGAUAAUGAGUUCGAAGUGACUGAACAGUCUGAAACUUUUAUUCGAGUUAAUAAAAAUGCUGAAACAUAUGAUGAUCUUAAUGAACAGUUAAUCAAUUUAUUUAAAUGUCCUGUAUGUCUUGGACAUAUAACACCUCCUAUACAGCAAUGUUUUAACGGUCAUAUUAUUUGUCAAUCGUGUAAUCUAAUGUGUCGUUUCUGUCCGAUAUGUACAUCUCGUUUUAUUGCAAAGCGUAACUUGUGCAUGGAAAAAGUCAGUUAUUUAUUGAAAUAUCCGUGUAAAAACUCACAAACUGGAUGCACUGAAAAGAUGUUAAUAGCACAAAAAGUGCUACACGAACAAGAUUGUGAAUUUCAAUAUUACUCUUGUUUUUUCGAUAACUGUUCUUGGGAAGGAAAAUAUUCGGAUAUCCAUAUACAUAUGACAUAUGAACAUUGUCGUAGCUCACUUUUUGGAGAAGAACAGGCUCUUGAAAUACCUACAACUUGGAAUACUAAUGGAUUGUGUAAAAAAUGGUUUCUUACUACUCAUUAUGAACAUUUUGGUAUUCUUGUAAAUGGUUCACCAAAUGAAAUGAAUGUACAAGUAUAUUAUAUUGGAAAUUUAACGAAAGCAAAAACCUUUUACUUUACAAUCAAGUUAAGUAAUUUUCAAGCCGGCGGUGUAUCACAAGAAUUAACUUUUUCUGGACCGACAAUUCCAUAUUAUGUAGGAACAGGUAAAAAUAUUUCUCUAUCAAAAAAUGCAAUCUGUUUAUCAAAAGAAAUAUUAAGAUGCUAUGUCAAUAAAAAAAAAUAUAGUUUACAUAUCGAUUUAAACAUUAAAAGUAAUUCUAAUUCAAUACCUUGACAUAUAUUAUGUGUUUUUAUAAAAUAUGUAUUUGU
Molecule: messenger RNA, 1341 nt
Organism: Adelges cooleyi (spruce gall adelgid)
Lineage: Eukaryota; Metazoa; Arthropoda; Insecta; Hemiptera; Adelgidae
Product: probable E3 ubiquitin-protein ligase sinah
Exons: 6
Coding region: 320-1306 (328 amino acids)
Biological process (GO): proteasome-mediated ubiquitin-dependent protein catabolic process; multicellular organism development
Cellular component (GO): cytoplasm
Molecular function (GO): ubiquitin protein ligase activity; zinc ion binding; ubiquitin conjugating enzyme binding
Source: RefSeq, a predicted model, not a curated record